Messenger RNA from Eruca vesicaria subsp. sativa (arugula), 984 nucleotides. Lineage: Eukaryota; Viridiplantae; Streptophyta; Magnoliopsida; Brassicales; Brassicaceae. The record is from the annotation of a GenBank genome assembly.
AUGGUAGUUUUGUUACAGCCAGUCACUUUUAACAGCGACGUCAAUGUUAACCCAAAGUGCAAACCGAGUCCGGUUCCAGUCCCGGUUAUAGACUUAACCGACCCAGAUGCCAAAACACAUGUCGUGAAGGCUUGCGAGGAGUUGGGGUUCUUCAAAGUCAUCAACCAUGGGGUCGGACACGAUCUUUUAACGCAGUUGGAGGAAGAGGCCAACAAGUUCUUUGCUUUGUCUCAAUCUCUCAAAGAAAAAGCGGGUCCACCUGACCCGUUUGGGUACGGUUCUAAAAGGAUCGGAUCCAGUGGUGACAUGGGCUGGUUAGAGUAUAUUCUCCUCAAUGCUAAUCAUCAUCUCUCGUUUACCAAAACCACCGCGGUUUUCCAACAAGCCCCUGUACUUUUCAGAGAGGUGGUGGAAGAGUACAUGCAGGAGAUGAAGGGAAUGGCGAGCAAGGUUCUGGAGAUGGUAGAGGAAGAGCUAAGUAUAGAGCCAAAGGAGAAGCUGAGCAAACUGGUGAAGGUGGAAGAGAGUGAUUCUUGUCUGAGGAUGAACCAUUACCCCGAGAAAGAAGAAGAGACUCCGGACAAGGAGGAGAUCGGGUUUGGUGAGCACACGGAUCCACAGUUAGUGUCAGUGCUCAGAUCAAACGACACUGAAGGUUUACAAAUCUGUUUGAAAGAUGGGAGUUGGGUUUCUGUUCCACCUGAUCACUCUUCUUUCUUCGUUAGCGUCGGAGAUGCUCUUCAGGUGAUGACUAACGGAAAAUUCAAGAGUGUGAAACACAGAGUGCUGACAAAUACAAAGAGAUCAAGAUUAUCGAUGAUCUACUUCGCAGGUCCUCCGUUGACCGAGAAGAUUGCACCAUUGUCAUGUCUUGUCCCAAAGCAAGAGGAACGGCUUUAUAAAGAGCUUACUUGGUCUCAAUACAAGUCAUAUUGUUACAAGACUAAGCUUGGUGAUUAUAGGCUUAGUUUCUUUGAGAAAUAA